UUUUUAUUGAUGCAUAUUUUCAUAAUGUCUUGUUACUUGAGGUGUGUGGUGUGAGUGAUCUGGUAGAAGAGUAUGAAAAAUCAGGAAACAGAGCAACAGAAGGAUUAACUUUGUUUGAGUUGGUCUCCUUUAUUCUGUGUAAGGAGGAGUACAAAAAUCAUCAUGUGUUCAUCGACGAGAUUCCAUUUUAUGAACGAGGUAUUGAGAAGAUUGCUGAGUCUGCAUAUCCUGGCAAAAUUUUAGAAUCCUUCAGAGCUGAAUGGAUACGAGAGCUUGCAGGCGAUAGAAGUGGAGAAUCUCCAGCCUCUGACAGGGGCGUUGAGAAGGUAGCUGAGUCUGCAGAUUCUGACAAAAAUGGUAAAACUAUCGAUCGUCAUGUGUGGAUGGCAAUUAGAAAUGAAGCAAUACUUUCAAUUUAUAACAGCACUUUUCCAGAGUGGCAGAAAAGAAUGGAAGCAGAACCUUACUCCUUUGUCUUUCCUAAACUCAGCGAGAACCUGAGAAAUUCAAAGAAUGUUAUAGAGUUUACCGAGAAACAUCGUGACAUGAGAUUUGAAGACCUAUAUGGAUCCCCUGUAAAGGCUGAUGGACCUAAGCAUCACCCUGUCAUAGGACCCCAGCCAGAAUAUAUCGAAUGCGACGCAGGCAACCUUCAUGAUAUUCUUAGAACAACUUUGGAGAAAAAUUACCCUGAGGAGGAGGAACCUGUUGUGAUUCUCUGUAAUUAUGGUAUGAAUGUUAGCACUGUCUUUGCUAAUUUGAAAAGAAAGAUGAUGAGUGGAGAUCCUGAAAACCAAAGGACUGAAAUAGAAGAAUCCGACAACACUGAGGAUGAAUCUGAGGAUGACCUCAAUGAUAAUCAAAUAGACUCCAACUUACCUGAAAUAGAGUAA
Messenger RNA from Eurytemora carolleeae, 893 nucleotides. RefSeq lists its product as uncharacterized. Bases 384 to 893 code for a protein of 169 amino acids. Lineage: Eukaryota; Metazoa; Arthropoda; Copepoda; Calanoida; Temoridae. The record is from RefSeq and is a predicted model, not a curated record. The transcript has 11 exons.